This is a messenger RNA of Xenopus tropicalis (tropical clawed frog), 2464 nucleotides long. It is a transcript of the gene zup1, whose product is annotated as zinc finger containing ubiquitin peptidase 1. The transcript is spliced from 10 exons. The record is from RefSeq and is a predicted model, not a curated record. The coding region runs from base 480 to 2321 and encodes 613 amino acids. Gene Ontology annotation, molecular function: ubiquitin-like protein peptidase activity; cysteine-type deubiquitinase activity; cysteine-type peptidase activity. Lineage: Eukaryota; Metazoa; Chordata; Amphibia; Anura; Pipidae. Gene Ontology annotation, cellular component: nucleus; cytoplasm.
AUUCCCAUCAUACCGUGAGACGACAAGCUGUUGUCAAGUCUCUGUAAAAAAAAACGCCUAUCCCGGCGCUCUCUGGCAGUGACAAUAUGGCAGAACCUGAAACCAGAAUGAGCCGCACAGCAUCUCUGCAGAGGCUACGGCACAGCCAUCGCUUAGCACCACUAUGUGUAUUGCCCAUUACUUGCAAGAGCAUUAGGGACAGUCUUGUAGAGAGGAAAGUUUGGCAGUUCAUCAGUAACCCGUCACGCCUCAGUGUCAGAAAUUUACUUUUAUUGGUAUUUGGUACUUUAUUUGUCUAAUAAACCUAACCCGGAAGUGAUGACACCUAUGCGCUGUGGCGCCUGGGUGACGUCACGAGUUUAGUUCUAAAUUGAAAUCCCUGUCAGUCUGGGAAACGAAAGUCGAGGAUUGGGUUUCCAGAUGUGUGAAUCCUUUUAUGAUUUGUGAAGUCUCUCCAGCUCAGUAAGGUGACAUAAAACAUGCUCAUUUGUGACAUCUGCACUCAGGAGGUGCACUCUGAAAAUGACAUGAAGAGCCAUUUGCUGCUUGCUCACAUGGAGCAGGAUGCUUGUUGCCCUUUCUGCCCCCUGGCUGGAUUAUCGUAUGAUGAACUGAACUUCCAUAUUCACGCAGCCCAUGAGGACAUAUUGGAGGUGUGGAGUGAGGAUGAGCAAAAUACAUCUGAGGGCAUCAUUGAUAACUCUGCUGGUCGUAGAGCUUUACAGGAUUCCGACACUAGGGACCACGAAGCAUUGAUUGCAGACAAACCCAGGCUUUCUGUCCCUUCCCAACCCAAUGAGAACAAUCUUCAAAACAACCUAAAUAAUGAAUGUCCACAAUUCAGCAGAAUUCAUUGUCUUUCUACUUCUAAAUCUUCUUCUGUUGCACAACCUACAAAUACUAUCAUAGACCUUACCGCUGGUGCUGCUUGUUCUGAGCCUUCUGUAUAUGAUGUUGACUCUGUUAGAGAAAUUUGUGACAAUACAAAUUUUGAUGUUCAGUCCCAGUCUGUUACCCCUCCACCUUCCUGUGACAUGGACUUUGUUCCAGAGUGCCCUUUCUGUUGUGAAGUAAAAGCUUCUCUGGAAGAACUAGAAUGUCAUGUCAAGACUGAACAUGCAGAUCUUCUGGGAACACCUACUAAAGAUGAUUGCAGACAGUACGAGUGUCCAUUGUGCACCCUUGUGUGUGCAAAUAGUCAGAUCUUAGAAGAGCACGUAAACCUACAUUUGGAAGAAAGCAGCUGUGAUGAAGGAGCUUCAGCUAAAACCUCCACUGAUCAGAAUUUGGCAAGACAGCUUCAGGAAGAGGAAGACCAUCAAAGAAGAGCUGAAGAGUCACAACGAGAGAAGGAAGAGUUCCAGAAAUUACAGCAACUAUUUGGAUUAGACAACUCUGGAGGUUACAAGCAGCAAUCCCUUCACAAUAUGGAAAGGGCAGUUGGAAGGGGAAGGAUGCAGCCCAUGGAGUUUCACUUGCACAGAGCACAGAUGAUGGAGUCGUUGGCUACUGGUGUGGAUGAUGGAAGAACUAAGACUUCGGGUGUUAUAGAAGCUUUGACUAGAUAUUAUCGUAAUGCAGCCCAUGAAGUUACUCGUGUUUGGCUAUGCUCAAACUUAGACCACUUCAGUAACUCUUCAGGGGAUAAAGGUUGGGGCUGUGGCUUCCGGAAUUUCCAGAUGCUUCUUUCUUCCCUUUUGCUGAAUGAUGCUUACCAUAACUGCUUGCAAGCCUGUAGGUCAAUACCUUGUAUUCCAAAGAUCCAGUCUAUGAUUGAAGAUGCGUGGAAGGAAGGUUUUGACCCUCAAGGUGCUUCUCAUUUUAAUGGCAAAUUACAAGGUACCAAGGCUUGGAUUGGAGCAUGUGAAAUUUACUGUCUGCUGACAUCACUCCAGCUAAAGUGUCGAAUUAUUGAUUUCCAUCAGCCAAGCAGUUCAUCAGGAACACAUCCUUUGUUAUUCGACUGGGUGCUGAAGUAUUAUGCUUCGGAAGGGCCUGUAGUAGGCAAGGUGGUUUGUACCACCAAGCUGCCAAUUUACUUACAACAUCAAGGUCACAGCCGAACAAUUGUGGGAAUAGAGGAGCGAAAGAAUAACACCUUUUGCCUUUUAAUUUUUGAUCCUGGGUGCUCUUCUGAAAAUAUGCAAAAACUAUUAAAACAGAAUGUAGAUGGUGCUGCUCUUAAAGGUCUGCGGAAAUUUGUGGGGAGCCUGAAGCACAAGCAGUACCAGAUUGUGGCAGUAGAUGGAACACUCUCUCCAGAAGGAAAAGCAGUCCGACUACAAGAUUCAAAAGUCUUCAGAGCUGAAAGGAUUCCAUAGAGAAAAGAGCAUUUCUAUUAUUCCAUUGUAUAAAAUAAAAAUGUAUGUAAUAUCCAACAUUUGUUUUUAUAUUUAUUAUGAGAAAUAUUAGUUUUUAAAAGCAGAUCUAUUUUUGGUAUUAAUAUUAAAAGUUUAUAUCUGAA